Molecule: messenger RNA, 159 nt
Organism: Bipolaris zeicola 26-R-13
Lineage: Eukaryota; Fungi; Ascomycota; Dothideomycetes; Pleosporales; Pleosporaceae
Exons: 1
Source: RefSeq, a predicted model, not a curated record
GUACACUUGAGGGAAAACCUAUGUCAUGUGAAAGUGCAGGUUAUGCUAUGCGAAAGGCAAAACGUCAACUCAAUUAUGAUUGCCGGGUAUCGAGAUGGUAAAAGGGAGACACCAAUGGGAGUUUUGACAAUAGACUUGGUCCAUGAUUAUGUCUCAUAG